Messenger RNA from Apodemus sylvaticus (European woodmouse), 1245 nucleotides. RefSeq names its product testin-like. Lineage: Eukaryota; Metazoa; Chordata; Mammalia; Rodentia; Muridae. The transcript is spliced from 2 exons. The record is from RefSeq and is a predicted model, not a curated record. The coding region runs from base 7 to 1245 and encodes 412 amino acids. Gene Ontology annotation, molecular function: zinc ion binding.
ACAAGGAUGAAAAAGAUGGAUUUAGGCCACAAGCAAGGACUUGGAGCCCCCUGUCUAAAAUGCAAAGAAAAAUGUGCAGGGUUUGAACUACACUUUUGGAGGAAAAUAUGUCGUAACUGCAAAUGUGGGCCAGAAGAUCAUGACAUACACCUAAGCAAUGACGAGGACCGGAAAGUGGGGAGACUCUUCGAAAACACCAAGUACACCACCCUGAUCAAACUAAAGUCAGAUGAAAUUCCCAAGUGCAAACGCAAUUUUAUGAUAACAACCAAUCCAGGUGCUACCAAAAAUAAAGUUUCCCUCAAUACUGUUACUUAUGAGUGGGCACCCUCUGUCCAGAACCAGGCACUGGCCAAGCAGUACAUGCAGAUGCUACCUAAGGAGAAGCAGCCAGUGUCAGGUUCAGAGGGGGCACAGUACCGGAAAAAGCAGCUGGCAAAGCAGCUCCCUGCACAUGACCAGGACCCUUCUAAGUGCCAUGAGUUAACUCCCAAAGAGGUAAAGGAGAUGGAGCAGUUUGUGAAGAAAUACAAGAGUGAGGCUCUGGGAGUGGGUGACGUGAAACUUCUCUCUGAGAUGAAUGCUCAAGGUGACAAGGUGCACAACCCUGCUGGAGUCAAAAACACCACAGCAGCAGUGGAUUCCAAGAACAAAUCUACAGAGUCUAAGAAGACCCAAUAUAGCUGUUACAGCUGCAAACACCCCAUGAAAGAAGGAGAGCCAGCCAUCUACGCUGAAAGGGCUGGCUACAGUAAACUCUGGCACCCAGCUUGUUUUAUCUGCAGCACCUGUGGAGAACUCCUGGUCAAUAUGAUUUACUUCUGGAAGAAUGGGAAGCUAUACUGUGGCAGACAUUACUGUGACAGUGAGAAACCACGCUGUGCUGGCUGUGAUGAGCUGAUAUUUAGCAAGGAAUACACCCAAGCAGAAAACAAGAAUUGGCAUCUGAAACACUUCUCCUGUUUUGACUGCGACAACAUCCUGGCAGGAAAAAUAUAUGUUAUGGUCAGCGACAAGCCUGUGUGCAAGCCCUGCUACAUGACGAACCAUGCUGUGGUGUGUCAAGGAUGCCACAGUGUCAUUGACCCAGAAGAACAGAGAGUAACCUACAAUAACUUCAGCAGGCAUGCGUCCACAGAGUGCUUCCUAUGCUCCUGCUGCAAGAUGUGUCUUUUUGGGAAGAAGUUCAUGCCUGUAAAGGGGAUGGUUUUCUGUUCCAUGAAGUGUAAGAAGAUGAUGUCCUAA